Colletotrichum lupini is the source of this 567-nucleotide messenger RNA. RefSeq lists its product as uncharacterized. NCBI's taxonomy places the organism in Eukaryota, Fungi, Ascomycota, Sordariomycetes, Glomerellales, Glomerellaceae. The record is from RefSeq and is a predicted model, not a curated record. Bases 1 to 567 code for a protein of 188 amino acids. The transcript has 6 exons.
AUGCAACACAGUCAUGGCCUCCCAGGCCCCUCUUUGCACACGUUAAUCGAAUGCCCAGUCGCAUCAAGAUGCCAAACGACAAUAUCCGUCACUUGUCAGAUUGAAAGUUCGUGUGGCUAUGAACAGGAACGCGACGGCUUGAAUCAACAGCCCAGGGGAACUGAGACAACCUUCGCGUCCUUUUCUAGGGCGCCACAACUACACACCCUAAUUCAGGACGUUGUGAGCAUAUUUCCCCAGCGAUUUUGCUUUCCUGUUCCGGCUUUGAUUCAACAUAGCGUCUUGGCUUCCGGCCGGUUCCUCGCUGCGGUAUCCUCCCGACAUGGGUUCGUCGGCAGAUUCUUUGCCGUGCGCACAAGCCAGGAAACAAGACAACCAGACGGCUCUUGGGUGAGACCUGCGGAUCUCCUGCUACCAGGAUCCAGAUUCACAUGCACGGUUGAAUGGACAAUCCAAGCGCUGUCUCCAGCAUCUCACGGUUCUCAUCCUGUCGCCUUGUUCAAUCGGGAAGAGCAGGGACGAUGUUGGGUGUCCCGUGGAAGCUCAGACAAUGCUAGCACGCUCUAA